UUUUCAUCUGCAGCUUCACAUCUAGGACACAGAGCUGAGAUCGGGAAGAGAGAUGGAUGUCUACAGAAGGAGGUGCUUAUGUCGGAAGAUCUCCUUUACAAUGUGUCUGAUCGGGAUAAGAAUAG
Messenger RNA from Funneliformis caledonium, 125 nucleotides. NCBI's taxonomy places the organism in Eukaryota, Fungi, Glomeromycota, Glomeromycetes, Glomerales, Glomeraceae. The record is from the annotation of a GenBank genome assembly.